Molecule: messenger RNA, 1039 nt
Organism: Erythranthe guttata (spotted monkey flower)
Lineage: Eukaryota; Viridiplantae; Streptophyta; Magnoliopsida; Lamiales; Phrymaceae
Product: flavonoid 3',5'-methyltransferase
Molecular function (GO): S-adenosylmethionine-dependent methyltransferase activity; O-methyltransferase activity
Source: RefSeq, a predicted model, not a curated record
UAAUUCUUUCACAAUUUCUAACUCAAAAGAAAAUAAUCAACACCACCUACCUCCCUCCCUCCCUCUCUCUCUCUCUCCCCUAAAACAAUGAAAGAGAAAUUCUUCGGCACCAUUUUGCAAAGCGAUAAACUCGCUAAGUACAUAUUGGAAACAAGUGCCUAUCCCAGAGAGCAUGAACAACUCAAAGAACUCAGGAAUGCUACCGUCGACAAAUAUCAAUUUUGGAGCUUGAUGAAUGUGCCAGCUGACGAGGGCCAAUUUCUUUCGAUGUUUUUGAAAAUCAUGAACGCGAAAAAGACGAUAGAAGUUGGAGUUUUUACCGGCUACUCGCUUCUUUCGACUGCUCUCGCUCUCCCCGAUGAUGGCAAGAUAAUAGCUAUUGAUCCAGAUAGGGAAGCAUAUGAGACUGGAUUGCCAUUCAUUCAGAAGGCAAACAUGACUCACAAAAUUCAAUUCAUCCAAUCUGAUGCCACCAAAGUAAUGAAUGAUCUCCAAGCUAAGGGGGAAGAAGGGACAUUCGAUUUUGCGUUCGUGGAUGCUGACAAGGAGAACUACAUAAACUACCACGAGCAACUCUUGAAAUUAAUUAAGGUCGGAGGAAUUAUAGCCUACGACAACACCCUUUGGUCCGGUACGGUGGCGGCAUCGGACGAGGACGAGAUGCAAGACUACUUGAGGGGUUGCAGAGGGCACAUCAUCAAAUUGAACUCGUUUUUGGCCAGCGAUUCUCGUAUCGAGUUAGCCCAUCUCUCUAUCGGAGAUGGACUCACUCUUUGCAAGCGUCUCCAAUAAGCCUAUCCAAUAUUUUUAAUCUUCUAUAAUUAUUAAUAAAAUACUAUAUGUGUUAUUCCACAUAUAUAAUUAUAUAUAAUUUUGUUCAAGCAUCAUAAGUGAGGGCAAAACUGUAUUUCAGUUUUGCUCCUUGUUAUUUGUAUCUCUAUAAAUUGUUGGUGUUGUUUUUAUUUCUAUACUUUAAUGAUUUCAAGUGAAAUUGUAUCUUGUUCUUUGUUAUAUUAAUACUGAAGUCCUCUUAUUUGAA